This is a messenger RNA of Ylistrum balloti, 498 nucleotides long. RefSeq names its product large ribosomal subunit protein uL24-like. Gene Ontology annotation, cellular component: cytosolic large ribosomal subunit. Lineage: Eukaryota; Metazoa; Mollusca; Bivalvia; Pectinida; Pectinidae. Gene Ontology annotation, biological process: cytoplasmic translation; ribosomal large subunit biogenesis. The record is from RefSeq and is a predicted model, not a curated record. Bases 28 to 459 code for a protein of 143 amino acids. The transcript is spliced from 4 exons. Gene Ontology annotation, molecular function: structural constituent of ribosome; RNA binding.
GUCGGCCAUCAACCUCCAGGGCCCAGAAUGAAGUUUAACAAGAUGGUGUCCUCCUCCAGGAGGAAGAACAGGAAGCGUUAUUUUAAUGCUCCUUCUCAUGUCAGGAGAAGGAUCAUGAGCUCUCCAUUAUCUAAGGAACUUCGUCAGAAAUACAAUGUCAGAAGUAUGCCUAUCAGAAAAGAUGAUGAAGUGCAGGUUGUCCGUGGCAAUCACAAAAGCCAGCAGCUCGGCAAGAUCGUCCAGGUGUACAGAAAGAAGUUUGUUGUACACAUUGAAAGAAUCCAGCGGGAAAAGGCCAAUGGUGCCUCUGUCCAUGUCGGAAUCCACCCUUCAAAGAUCCUUAUUGUGAAGUUGAAAAUUGACAAAGAUAGGAAAAGAAUCCUUGAACGCAAGGCCCGAUCAAGACAGGUGGCAGACAAGGGCAAACAUACAGAAGAAUCAAUUAUGGAAACUUCAUAAAUUAUUUGUAAAAGCUGGAAAUAAAAGGAUAGGAGGACA